AUGUCUAGUCGACAGCCCUUGAUUGAAUUUGGCCCUCCGCUUCAAGGGCAGAACGCAAUGCCAUCUUUAGUACCAACUCCGUCGCUGAGUUCCAAGAUCUACAAAGCGGUGAUAUCGCCGUUCCAAAAGCUCCAGUUGCUCUUCCCAAGAGUGUCUGGAACAUUCGGCGUGAACUUCACAGCACAAGAUGCACGCCGACUGCUACGUCUAAAAGCUGAGAUUGGCGGACCAAGCAAAGAGUUUGAUACGACAAACUGCGCUACUACAACAUUCCACAAGUUCAAUGGGCUUCCUGUUGAGCUUCGAACAAUGAUCUGGAGAUUGUCCUUCAGAAAGGCUAGAAUCUUUUGA
Molecule: messenger RNA, 351 nt
Organism: Fusarium oxysporum Fo47
Lineage: Eukaryota; Fungi; Ascomycota; Sordariomycetes; Hypocreales; Nectriaceae
Exons: 2
Coding region: 1-351 (116 amino acids)
Source: RefSeq, a predicted model, not a curated record